UGUGCAGAGCCGGUGGCAGGCCCUCCCGGCACAGGAAUGGCGCGCCCCCAGCUGCCGCCACUUCUGCUUUUGGUGCUGGUGCUGCCACUAAAAGCUAAUAAGAAUGACCCUAACAGUACUCCCUACACAGGUAUUACGACCUCAGAGUACAACAGUAUGGAGACAUCAUCUCUCAGCUCUCUGAUUUAUUCUCCCUUCACCCACAACACCCUCAGUUCAGGGGAACCCCCCAAAACCUACUCCAGCCCCCUGAGUUUGGAGACAGGCUCCAUGACCCACCUCAGCCCCUCAAGUUCAGGGGCAACCCCUACCAUGCAGCCUAGCCCCAGCUCCACAGAGUCAAGGAUGAUUCCCUCGUCCCCACAACCAGAGACAACCACGCACCCUAGUUCUGGUUCCCCCAAUGGAGAGCUCACCCCCUCUUCCCAUUCCACCUUCCCCAGUUCCGAAUCCCUGACCCCGCACUGGAGCCCCACUUCCCACAGCCCCGGAACGGAGCCCUUGACCUCCACUGACCAGACCUUGGAGCCCCCUGGCCCAGCUCCAGGUGACACUGGGCCCCCUGAGUUAUACAGGAACCCGGCUGUGGUGGUGGUCGUGUGUUUGCUGGUGUCUCUUUUGCUCAUCGGGUCUGUGGUCAUGGCUGUGAGGUUCUGUCACCGGGAUGAGUCCACAUUUGAGAAACUGGAUGAGGUGUCCAUGGGAUCCAUGAAUGACAGAUUGUCCUUUGCCCACCACCUCCAGGAGUGAGCCCUGAGGAGCCAACAGAGAUGCGGGCGUGGAUGGGGCUGGAGUGCCUGGGGAGGAGCAGAACCUGAGGAAAUAAACACCCUACCAUUCAUCCAAGGCCUCCUGAGUUAUGGAUUCGUGUGACAAACAUUAGCUGAGCACCUACUAUGUGCUGGGCUCUGUGCUGGAGUC
Rhinopithecus roxellana (golden snub-nosed monkey) is the source of this 921-nucleotide messenger RNA. RefSeq names its product leucine-rich repeat extensin-like protein 5. The transcript is spliced from 4 exons. The record is from RefSeq and is a predicted model, not a curated record. The coding region runs from base 37 to 750 and encodes 237 amino acids. NCBI's taxonomy places the organism in Eukaryota, Metazoa, Chordata, Mammalia, Primates, Cercopithecidae.